Messenger RNA from Gastrolobium bilobum, 1257 nucleotides. RefSeq names its product glucose-6-phosphate/phosphate translocator 2, chloroplastic-like. The record is from RefSeq and is a predicted model, not a curated record. Gene Ontology annotation, biological process: transmembrane transport. Lineage: Eukaryota; Viridiplantae; Streptophyta; Magnoliopsida; Fabales; Fabaceae. The transcript is spliced from 4 exons. Gene Ontology annotation, molecular function: phosphoglycerate transmembrane transporter activity; antiporter activity; triose-phosphate transmembrane transporter activity. Bases 1 to 1257 code for a protein of 418 amino acids. Gene Ontology annotation, cellular component: Golgi apparatus; membrane.
AUGAUAUCCUUUGUCAAGUACACAGCAUCGCCACUGAGCAGCAUUGCUUCCUCCACCAUAAAACUUCCUGUUCCAAGGACUCAACAUUGCACGUUACCCACUAUUCAGAAUGUUCAACAAAGCACUGAGUCCUCCCUCUCUUCCCUGAAACCUAUUUACAUUUCAUCGACUGUGAAUUUCAAACUGUCAACAAAUCUCAGAAGGGGUGUUACAGAAUGCCAGGCCUACGAAGCAGAUAAGUCACGGCCACUAGAGAUUAACAUUGAGCUUCCUGGGGAACAGGCAGGGGCAGAUGCUGCUCAAAAGCUCAAAAUUGGUUUGUAUUUUGCAACAUGGUGGGCUUUGAAUGUGGUCUUCAACAUAUACAACAAGAAGGUUUUGAAUGCUUUUCCUUAUCCAUGGCUUACUUCCACUUUGUCCCUCGCGGCUGGCUCUCUCAUCAUGUUAAUCUCUUGGGCCACAAGGGUUGCUGACGUCCCAAAAGUUAAUUUGGAUUUUUGGAAGGCCCUCUUUCCUGUUGCGGUGGCACACACAAUUGGGCAUGUUGCAGCUACUGUGAGUAUGUCCAAAGUUGCAGUUUCAUUUACUCACAUCAUAAAGAGUGGAGAGCCUGCUUUCAGUGUCCUGGUAUCCAGGUUCUUGCUUGGGGAAGCAUUCCCUAUGCAGGUUUACCUGUCACUGAUGCCUAUUAUUGGAGGUUGUGCACUUGCUGCUGUGACGGAGCUCAAUUUCAAUAUGAUUGGAUUUAUGGGAGCUAUGAUAUCAAAUCUGGCAUUUGUCUUUAGGAAUAUAUUCUCAAAGAAGGGAAUGAAAGGGAUGUCUGUUAGUGGAAUGAACUAUUAUGCUUGCCUUUCCAUAUUGUCUCUAUUGAUCCUCACACCUUUUUCCAUUGUUGUUGAGGGCCCAAAGAUGUGGGCUGCUGGCUGGCAAACUGCCCUGUCUAAUAUUGGUCCCAAUUUUGUCUGGUGGGUAGCUGCACAGAGUGUGUUCUACCACUUGUACAAUCAAGUCUCUUACAUGUCUCUUGAUCAGAUUUCUCCCUUAACAUUUAGCGUAGGAAACACAAUGAAGAGAAUUUCGGUAAUUGUGUCUUCUAUCCUUAUCUUCCACACUCCAAUUCAGCCUGUCAAUGCCCUAGGGGCCGCCAUUGCAAUUCUUGGCACCUUUCUCUAUUCACAGGUGCAUUCCCAUUUACUCUAUUUUUGUUUGCUUAUACUAGAUACUAUCUGUUUGAGACAAAUUAAAAGCAAUGAUUAA